This is a messenger RNA of Saprolegnia parasitica CBS 223.65, 744 nucleotides long. RefSeq lists its product as hypothetical. Bases 28 to 744 code for a protein of 238 amino acids. Lineage: Eukaryota; Oomycota; Saprolegniomycetes; Saprolegniales; Saprolegniaceae. The record is from RefSeq and is a predicted model, not a curated record. The transcript has 3 exons.
AAAAAUACUUGAAUUGUCGGCGGGAACAUGGUCGUGCCCGCGAACUGGACGCGUGCGCUCGAGGUUGCCUUGGUCGAGGCCUUCUGCAAGAUCGCCAAGAGCCCACAGUAUCUCGUGGCGGGUGGUAAGAACCUGAAGGCGACAGGCUGGGCGAUCGUCGUCAAGGACCUGACGCCGAAGGAGGCCACGAUCGCGACGGCUCAGCAGUGUGUGACCAAAUGGAAGAGGCUCAAGACCGACUACACCGACUACCACUUUCUCAUCAACUUGGCGGGCUACGAAGCUGGCUUCGACGACGCGAAGUGGGCGGAGCUCGACAAAGGCCGUCCGAACAAACUGUCGCGCUUUCGCAACGAGCCGUUCCACCACUAUGAUGCGAUGGCCGUAGCACUUGGCGAUACGAUGGCGACGGGCGACGAACUCGGCACGCGCGAAGACGUACUCGGCGCUGCUGAUCCAGACUCGUCGGGCCUCGAAGGUGACGAUGGCGGAGACGCCAGCUCGGAGUCCAGCGAAGAAGCCAGUGACGUCGAGCCAUCCGACCAGCUUAGUCAAGCCCGGAAGCGCGCCAAGGUCCUCCACGAGCUCACGAAGAACAAGCGGAAGAAAACGAAGGAGGAUGUUGCGUCGAAACGCAUGAAGAAGGAGGUUGUCGAAGCCUUGAAGGGCAUCAAUACCUCCUUAGGCCGCCUUGUCGAGCUGUAUGCAGCGCGGGCGCCCGAGACAUUUCCCGACAGCAACUAA